This is a messenger RNA of Nicrophorus vespilloides, 2554 nucleotides long. It is a transcript of the gene Wdr24, whose product is annotated as WD repeat-containing protein 24. Lineage: Eukaryota; Metazoa; Arthropoda; Insecta; Coleoptera; Silphidae. Gene Ontology annotation, biological process: positive regulation of TOR signaling. Bases 214 to 2499 code for a protein of 761 amino acids. The record is from RefSeq and is a predicted model, not a curated record. Gene Ontology annotation, molecular function: protein binding. The transcript is spliced from 10 exons.
CCUGCAUUGUUUGUUAUUUUUCUGUGGGAAAUAGUCCUUUUUUUAUUAUUUGUAUUACGUAUGUUUGUGAGAGAUAUCAUUCUUCAGAAUAUGAUCCUUGGGGUCUGCAAAUGAUUGCGUGUUCUAUGGAUAUUUACAUCUACUGUUAGUGACUUACCAUAAGAUGUCUUCAGUCUGAAUGUUAAUUGCAAGUAUCGAGAAAUUUUUUUUAAUAUGUCUACAAUAAGUGUGCUGCAAGAAGGACCUGUUAAUGCUCUGGCAUUAAACAAGGACAACUCACAAGUUGCAAUCGGUGGAAGAAAUGUUUUUAAAGUGUACUCAAUCGAAGAAGAUUGUUUCAAGGAGAUCUGCAAUUUGCGUGCUUCCAAGCAUCUCAAUUUGAGCUUCUCUUGCAAUGAUGUUGCUUGGAGCUCAACAGAUGAUAACUACUUGGCGACAGCUGCUACGAAUGGACACGUGUGUGUGUGGAAUCUGACAAAGAGCGGCAAGGCCAUGCAGGAACAAGUUUACCAGGAGCACAAGAGAACCGUGAACAAGGUGAACUUCCACUCUUCGGAGCCGUAUCGAUUGAUAUCCGGUUCACAGGAUGGCACCAUGAGGUACUUCGAUAUGCGAUGCAAGGCCGCCGUAGCUACAUUCCUCAGUAACACGGAAAGUGUACGGGACGUGCAGUUCAGUCCGCACAUGCCGCAUACAUUCGCAGCAGUUUCCGAGAAUGGUAGUGUUCAGCUGUGGGACGUUCGGCGCACGGAAAAGUGCAUCCAGCAGUUCACAGCACAUAGCGGACCGAUCUUCGCAUGCGAUUGGCAUCCUGAAGCCACUUGGUUGGCCACUGCCAGCAGAGACAAGACGAUCAAAGUUUGGGACCUGACGACGAGUAAACCUACUCUGGAUUAUACCAUACACACGAUCGCGUCCAUAGGACACGUGAAAUGGAGACCUCAAAGGAAGUACCAUAUAGCCUCAUGCGCUCUAGUCGUGGACUGCAGCAUCAACAUCUGGGAUAUUCGGAGACCCUUCAUACCCUUCGCCGCCUUCAACGAACACAAAGACAUUGCAUCAGGCGUUGCGUGGAGAGGAGAUUCACAAGUUUUCCUAAGCACAAGUAGAGAUUGUUCGCUCAUUCAACAUUCAUUUAAAGAUGCAAGUAGACCGGCCAGUAAAGCGAAUAUACAAGCUUUGGACAUCAGUACAAAAGGAAACACCUUAUUCGGAAUGCGCGUUCCGGUAAGCACGAACACCACCAAACCUACAGGACUGAUGAGAAAAAGUUCUACGAGCACUAUCAGCGAUCAGUUCCAUCAAUCUGCAAGCGUUCUGCAUCAGUUCACGCAUGUAUCGGUUUGCAACGACCUAAGUUCUUUCGAAUUUCUCGCGAAAAACUACAUCCUCUAUGGACGUUCUUUUCCGGAGAUGUGCGAACAUAACGCGGCUGUAGCCAAGGAAUGUGGAAAAAGUAACAUUUCUACCAUUUGGAAAAUAGUAAACACUAUGUACGGUGAAUUGUACGUGAAGAUUCAAGCUAUGCACAAUAACGGUGGACUUAAUUUGAUGAACAAUGUGGAUGCUUCUUCAACGGAGAAGAAAAAUAAUGAUGUUGUAGGAGAGGCGGCCGCGGCGCAAUUUAGUAGUGCAGAUGAUGAUGUAGAGGGCGAGGAUCAGGUGGAUCACACUGCGGUUGCCAAUGGGUACCAUACGUACAAUAAAUACGGACACCCGAAAGGGGACUUCUCCUUCGGCGAAAAUGAACUAGAUUUGGAAUUAGAUGCACUUAGUAUAGAUUAUAGAAAUGGAAUGAGGAACCAAAAUCAGUUGCAGCAACAGGAGGAUUGGACGUUGCCUAAUGAGGCGUUCAACAUUCGUCACGAGAUUCGUGACAGAUCGCCGCCUCCUGAGCAAUUCCCAAAUAAUAACAGCCCCGACUUCAACGAUGACUCUCACAGCAGCACCGUGGAUGAACAACCCACGUGGCUAGUAUCCGUAUCGAAAAUACCGCCCAUGCCCAUAUGGGAUCCAAGCGCCAGUUUGAUCGAAUCCUUAAAACAUCACGCGGAGAAGGGCGAUGUGCAGACUUCCGUUUCCGUUUUAAUUGUUCUGGGAGAGCACCGAAAGAAUCUGAAAACCCUAGACGAAAACACUGUAACGCAUUGGCUGAUGGGUUACAUUCAAACACUGGAAAGGUUCCGAUUGUGGAACGUCAAAGCUUUGGUGAUUGAAUUGGCAUGGAUUCCGAGCAUCUCUCAGAUGAACCAGCAGUCGACGAGGAUCAAUACGAACUGCAGUCAAUGCUUGAAACCGCUGCAGAGAAGUGGAUGGUUGUGCGAUAGGUGCCACUCCACGGAUGCCUCCAGGUGCAGUAUAUGUCACCAGGUUGUCAAAGGACUGUACGUUUGGUGUCAGGGCUGCUCGCAUGGUGGUCAUCUUAUGCACAUGCAAGAAUGGUUCAGUAAGAAUAAACAAUGCCCUACAGGGUGUGGUCACCUGUGCGAAUAUCGUUGAAUCAUCCAUAACGUUUAAACAUAAAUAAAUAUGUCUGUGAUGUUUUUUGAUAUAA